Stylonychia lemnae is the source of this 1488-nucleotide messenger RNA. The record is from the annotation of a GenBank genome assembly. Lineage: Eukaryota; Ciliophora; Spirotrichea; Sporadotrichida; Oxytrichidae.
AUGAUAUUAGAUUAAUAGCAACAUUAAGAAGCUCUGUAAGAAUUAAAGGAAGAUUCGACACAGAAAACUGCUGAUGGUUAGUAAAAACUAGAUGUUCAUAAACCUAGAGUUGAACAUUCAACUGAUGUUAAUAGGUCUUAAAUGUAACCUAUAAUUAAGCCAAGCGUUAAUUUCAUGUCUACAAUAAAUCCUGAGAUUAUGCUGCAGAAUCACAAUCAUUAAUAGGCUUAAGCAUAACUCGUAGAUCCAUUUUCAAAGAUUAAUAAUCCAAAGGCGAGAAAACUGAUACAGAAUGUUGACAGAUAGCAAAGAUAGGCAAGCAAUACUCAAGAUUAGAGACGUCAUGACUCGACAGGUGGCAGUGAUCAUAUUAAUUUAGAUUCAAGCUACACAACAUAAGUACCUAACGCCAGAAACGCUUAUCAUGGAGGUAAUAAUAUGAUAAAAACAAAUAGUAAAAACAUCUCCCCUCAAGAUAUGAUUAACAUGAGUUUUAGUUAAAGCCCAAAUAUACUAUUUGCAAAUUAAACACAGGCAGGCUUUUACUAAUCUAAAAAUAAUAACACUUCAGUUAAUAGUGGAAGAUAGUAAAUACCAUCUCCUUCAUACUAAAAUUACCUCUUCUCUGAGAAAUUAACCCCCUCUCAUUACAGGUCGCCCAUUUAGAUAAAUUAGCUAUUUACUCCUGGAAAUCCAGUUAUAAUUGAUGAUCAAAGAUAAUAAUAAUUCAUAAAAACAAGUACCAUAAAGCCAGGAAGGCCAAUCCCUAACAACUAGAAAUAAAACGAAAUCAUAUCAAAUUUGUAAGAAUAUUAAGAAGUUGACGGCUUUAGAAUAUCAUAAGUAAGUUCGUCUUUGGCAAAAUAUAGAUCAGCCUCAAGAUCACACGAACAACAACAAUAAUAACCAUCACAAAAGAUGAACAAAAAGUAAAUCAUCCCUCAAAUCUUAAACUAUAACUAUAGAGCAUCAAUGAACUCAGGAUUAUAAACUCCAGCUAUCUAUGGGAAAAAUAAGAAUGGUAGUACUUUUACUGCUGGAAACACUAACGCUAAGAUAUAAAAGAUUAAGGCACUAAAUACAUCAUUUCAGGAGGCUCAAUAAACCUUCACGAAUUUUAAUGACUCGAUUGAUAUUGACCUGAUGAUGAAUCCAAGUUUUCUUGGAAAGACAUAAAUCAAUUUUGCAAAGAAUAUCAUUACAAAUCAUAACUCAAGGAUGGGAAUCUCUUAGAAGAAAUCCUCCCCUUAACCACAAAGUGGUAGAUAAAACUCCCCGUAGCAUCCUAAAAACCUAUCAUUUUAGAUAGGUAAUCCUAAUCAAACUAUAAUAAUCAGAAAUCCCCCAUAAGCUACUCAUGUUAAACACAACAGUGAGCACUACUAAAAAAUUACCUAAAAUGAUAUUUUAAAGUCCAAAGCCGAGUUUAGAAUUCGAAAGGCAUAGGUAAACUUUGACAAGAAAAUAUAUAACAUAAUAAAUAGCUGA